Cherax quadricarinatus is the source of this 599-nucleotide messenger RNA. The record is from RefSeq and is a predicted model, not a curated record. Lineage: Eukaryota; Metazoa; Arthropoda; Malacostraca; Decapoda; Parastacidae.
CAGCAGCAGUGAUGGCCGGCGUGUGUUUGAUACUUGCUACAUGUUUCCUCCUACCUGUCCUCUCCCUGGCCACCCUCGAGGACUGGUCCUUUGAUAAUGCUCCAGGGAUCGCCAUGGAGUACAAGAUCCACUUAGAUGCGGGUAAAGAAGACUGUUACUACCAGUAUGUUCACCCUGGAGCUACCCUUUAUAUCAACGUGCAGGUGUUGAAAGGUGGUGAUGGAAUGGCUGGCGUUGCUGUGCGAAACCCCAAAGGAGAAAUUGUUCACCCUUAUACAUGGAAGAAAUCAGCAGAAUAUGAAGAGGUUUCCCAGACUGGUGGUUACUAUGGUGUUUGCAUUGAUAAUCAAUUUUCACGCUUUGCUGCGAAGCUAAUCAAUUUUUAUAUGACAACAUUUAGGUAUGACCUUUGGGAGAAGUUUAACAAAGAACUGGAGGAUAUGGAUAUAAGUCAUUUAUCUUUCACAGUAAGUCACACUUGUUCAAUUAGCAAUUCUUCUUUGGGUGGGAUGAUUGCCAUCAAGUGUGCAAUGGCACGGCCACAAUUCUUUACUGGUGUGGUGCUCAUGGGUCCUCUCAUCAAAGUCAACUUCUGCUGA